UUUUUCUUUCCCGGCUUGUUCCUCCUCUCAAUUAACAAACCAAUCCAACCCAUUACAAGCAUACCCAAAAUGCCAUUCCUCAAGGCCGAGGCCGCGAUCCGGCGCUUCCAAGCGCAGCACAAUCUCCCAAUCCGUGGUGCUGAGGUCUUGGACGACACCGAGGCCAUCUACGAUGACGGCCCGCUCGGUCCCCAAGUCGCCGACCGUCAGCCCGUCGCCGCGCACGAUGGCGACAGCGACGAGGUCGACGCUGACGACAAUCACGACGACGCCGAUGCCGAAAUGGCAGAGCUCGCAGACGAGAUCCGACUGAAGGAACUGCGAGAGGAAUUCCAGGCUGGCCGUGCAGCCCCCACACAAGAAGAGCUCAACGAGGCUACAGAGGAUGUCGAGACUAGAGAGUUCAUUCGAGCCGAGCGAGUCGCGCAGCUUGAGGACGCCGUGAAGACUUUGAAGGACAUCGGACAGCAGGACAGCAUCAUCGGCAAAGGGCUCACUGCAUCUCUCGAUCUCGCCAAGCAUCGCGAUAUUGAGCAGCGCCGCAAAUUCAAUAAGAUGAAGCGAGAGCUGCGGACGUGGAUGUAUACGGCUUUGGAUGACAUGUUCAAACCAUCCAUCGAAGCCAGCCAUACAAGGAUGCACGAAAUCAUGCUCGCGGCCAUUCCAGGACUCGGUCCGGUCUUCGAUGAUAUGCUCGAGGACAUAAAGUCGAAUGAGGACCAGCUCGAGGACCAGCUCGUGGCCCGGUUCUCCGAGAGGGCCAAUAAUCUGCGCGCCGAGGUGUCCGAGAUUGCCAAGAAUAUGCGCGCCGAGGUGCGCGCCGAGAUGUCCGAGAUGUCCGAGAUCGUCAAGAAUAUGCGCGCCGAGAUGCAGGUCGAGCUGCGUCAGACGGGAGCGGGCGACUCUCAGCGCCUCGCGACCCUGGAGAACAGGGUGGCGCUCCUGGUCCACCGUGAGGGCCGCAACGGCCGCCGCCUCGAGAAUAUCAAUGAGGCCAUUGAUCGCAAGCUCGACCGGUUUGAGAGGAAGCUGGACAGCAUCGAGAGGAGGCUGGACAGCUUGGAGAGGAAGGCGUGAUGGGCCUGGUGGUGGGCUGACAUGGCAUAGCUGAGGAAAAGACUAUGGAUGGCAGUAUUGGGAGGAAAGCCCAGAUAGGAGCUUUUGGAAUGUGCAAAAUAGCUUGGGCCAUUAGUCGCUGAUAGGCAUUUCACAUUCCAGCAUUUGCAAUCCCAAUCCCAGAAUUUGAGCAGA
This is a messenger RNA of Gaeumannomyces tritici R3-111a-1, 1251 nucleotides long. RefSeq lists its product as hypothetical. Lineage: Eukaryota; Fungi; Ascomycota; Sordariomycetes; Magnaporthales; Magnaporthaceae. The coding region runs from base 70 to 1077 and encodes 335 amino acids. The record is from RefSeq and is a predicted model, not a curated record. The transcript has 4 exons.